This is a messenger RNA of Ilyonectria robusta, 666 nucleotides long. Its product is annotated as ribosomal protein L10e/L16. Gene Ontology annotation, molecular function: structural constituent of ribosome. Gene Ontology annotation, cellular component: cytosolic large ribosomal subunit; ribosome. The transcript is spliced from 3 exons. Gene Ontology annotation, biological process: translation; ribosomal large subunit assembly. Bases 1 to 666 code for a protein of 221 amino acids. The record is from RefSeq and is a predicted model, not a curated record. NCBI's taxonomy places the organism in Eukaryota, Fungi, Ascomycota, Sordariomycetes, Hypocreales, Nectriaceae.
AUGGCUCGUCGUCCCGCCCGUUGCUACCGGUACUGCAAGAACAAGCCGUACCCCAAGUCUCGGUUCAACCGUGGUGUCCCCGACCCCAAGAUCCGCAUCUUUGAUCUGGGCCGAAAGAAGGCGAACGUCGAUGACUUCCCUCUCUGCAUCCACCUCGUCUCCAACGAGUAUGAGCAGCUGAGCUCCGAGGCCCUCGAGGCUGCCCGUAUUUGCGCCAACAAGUACUUCGUCAAGAACGGUGGUAAGGAGGGUUUCCACCUGCGCGUCCGCGCCCACCCCUUCCACGUCGUUCGUAUCAACAAGAUGUUGUCUUGCGCCGGUGCCGAUAGACUGCAGACCGGUAUGCGUGGUGCCUGGGGCAAGCCCAACGGCUCUGUCGCUCGUGUCAACAUUGGCCAGAUCCUCAUGAGCGUCCGCACUCGUGACAACAACCGCGCUGUCGCUCUCGAGGCUCUCCGACGAUCCCAGUACAAGUUCCCUGGUCGCCAAAAGAUCAUUGUCUCCAAGAACUGGGGCUUCACCCCUCUCCGCCGCGAGGAGUACCUCGACAAGAAGGCUGCUGGUCGCGUCAAGGUCGACGGUGCUUACGUCCAGUUCCUUGCCAACCACGGCAACCUGGAGAAGAACGUUCGCCGCUUCCCCGACGCUUUCAAGACUGAGGCUUAG